UUGCAUCCAUCACUGGACGGACACAAGGGGCCAGAGCUCUUGCAAGCUGAGAAAGAUGGCCCCUUCAGCCAAGGGGGUUGAUAUCCCUGGGAAUUGAACAUAGGUGAGAAACCUGCUUAGGCAAAGAUCUUUCAUCUAGGAAGACAAGGGACACCAGCCUCUUGUACUUCUGUGGAAGGUCCUGACAGAGAGAGAGAGAGUCAGCCAUGGCUGGAAAGAAAAAGAUUGGCUGGCCCGCCUGGUGCUGCCCAUGCUGAGACUGCUUGGAGAGGUGGAUGGAGCCGUUUAACACCUCACACUCCAAUGGGACGGAACUCUUUAUACCGGAAUCAUGGCGGGCAGCCUUCCUGAUCGGCACGCUGGGCAUCGGGCUGCCAGCCAACGCCUUCAUCAUCUGGCUGACAGGGUGGCGGCUGCAGCGCCAGGGCCUGUCCGUCUUCAUCCUAAGCCUUGCCACCUCUGACUUCCUCUUCCUCUCCAUCACAGUCAUGCAGAUCAUGGAGACCCUGCUGGACGACAGCUGGGUGCUGGGCGCCCCCAUGUGCCGCCUGCGCCACUUCCUCUAUGACUUGAGCUACCACUGCAGCCUCUUCCUGCUGGCCACCCUCAGUGUGGACCGCUGCCUGCUGGUGCUGCUGCCCCUCUGGUACCGCUGCCACCGCCCCCUGCGUCUCUCCAGCUACAUCUGCCUUGGUGCCUGGCUGGUGGCCGCCCUGCUCAGCAUCAAGGGCUUUAUCUUUGCCGACGUCAUCCUGUGGUCGGACGGCACGCUCAUCUGCACCAACAUCCGAGGCAAAUACGAGUGGCCCCUGCGCCUGCUGGAGGUGCUGCUAGAGGGACUCUUCCCCUUCAUCAUCAUGGUGAUCACCCAUGCUGCCACCUUGGCCCGCACCUUCCGGCGCCACACUCGGCCCCCCAGCCAGUUCUACCGCAUCGUGGCCGCCACCCUGUCAGCCUAUGUGCUGCUCAACCUCCCUUUCCAGAUCAUCCAGCUGCUCUUCUUGGCCUCCUUGGAGCACAAGGAGUUCAACAAUCGCAUCUUCCCCUUCAUGGUCUACUUCAGCUACCUGAUCAACCUCAACAGCAGCAUCAACCCUCUCAUCUACAUCUUCUUCGGCUCCAACGUCUGCAUGGGCUGCAGCUGCCACACAGCCUCCUCCCUUGCCACGACCCUCACCAAGGAGGAAGGGAAGAGUGCUGGGGACACACCCAGCAAGUCCUUCUCAGCUUAGCCUUGUCAGCAAGACUCUCCCUCCAUGGCCCAGCCCCUGCUCUGGCACAGCUCCAGUCAUCAGUUGAGUGGUCACUGGCUCCCCUGACAGGGCCUGGCCACAAGGAGGGGGCUCUGUGCACAAUUGUAGGUUUACUGCAUCCAAUGAAGUGAGCUGUAGCUCACGAAAGCUUAUGCUCAAAUAAAUUUGUUAGUCUCUAAGGUG
Dermochelys coriacea (leatherback sea turtle) is the source of this 1436-nucleotide messenger RNA. RefSeq names its product G protein-coupled receptor 152 (gene GPR152). Gene Ontology annotation, molecular function: G protein-coupled receptor activity. The record is from RefSeq and is a predicted model, not a curated record. Gene Ontology annotation, biological process: G protein-coupled receptor signaling pathway. NCBI's taxonomy places the organism in Eukaryota, Metazoa, Chordata, Testudines, Dermochelyidae. Bases 276 to 1232 code for a protein of 318 amino acids. The transcript has 2 exons. Gene Ontology annotation, cellular component: membrane.